GACUAUUUUUUUUUCAAAGUUUUUUUUUUUUUUUUAACAUAAUGUCUUGGGAAAAAUUACGUGAAUAAUAACUAAGAUGACCAAACGGAGCAACGCUCAUGACAUUUACCUUCAAAGAAAACGAACAAAUGAUAGAGUCAUAAUAAAUGUAGGAGGAGUCAAGCAUGAAUGUUUUAUAGAAACUAUAAAAGCUUUUCCAGAUACGCGCUUGUAUUGGAUUGCUGAAGCAGCUAUGCAAAAUAAGGACUUUGACUAUGAAUCCAAUGAGUUUUUUUUUGAUCGUCAUCCAGGUUGCUUUCAAAACAUAUUAAAUUAUUUUCGAACUGGAAAGUUACAUUGCCCCAAUGAUGUUUGUGGACCACUCUUUCAACAGGAACUUGAGUUCUGGGGUGUUGAUGAACUAAUGAUGGAACCUUGUUGUUGGGGAAACUACACACAGCAUCGUGACGCUCACAAAAACUUAAAAAUGUUUGACGACAUGGUUAAAAGUACAAAUUUAAAAGAAGAACUUAACAUGAGAAAAGUUAGUUGCAAUGUAAAUGGAUACGAAAAUGAAAGUUGUUGGAAUUCAACUAUCGAAAUGUAUCGACCUAAGAUUUGGGCCCUUUUAGAUAAACCAUUUUCCUCUAAGUAUGCGCAGAUAGCAGCAUUUUUUUCAUUAAUGGUGAUAGUCGCUUCAUUGGUAACGUUUUGUAUGCAGACUGUCCCUAGAUUUUUUAAGUACGCUCGCACGUUCGAUCUACUUGAAUACAUAUAUUGUGGUAUAUUUACAGUAGAGUUCAUUAUUCGAUUAAUUUGUUGUCCUUCGUAUAAAUCCUUUUUUCGAUCUGCUUUGACGUAUAUAGAUUUUCUUUCUACUAUUCAGUUUUAUAUAUCCUUUAUUAUGAAAACCAAAGAUUUUGACUUUCUCUUUGUAACUCGCCUUAUUCGAAUAUUUCGUUUGUUUCGUUUUUUUAAACAACUUAGUGGAAUGCAAGUUAUUGCACAGACAUUGGUAGCAAGCAUGAAUGAGUUGAUGUUGCUGCUGAUGUUGGUGACAAUUCCUAUGAUUAUUUUUUCAACGCUAAUUCAUUAUGCUGAAAAGAGUGAUUCUAACAAUGACAAAAAUUAUACAAGCAUUCCGGAAUAUUUUUGGUGGUCAAUUGUUACCAUGACAACAGUUGGUUACGGAGACGUGAUACCUAAUUCGUUUUCUGCAAAAAUUGUAGGAGCAUUGUGCGCAUGCUCUGGUUUAUUAAUAGUCGCUUUACCAGUUUCGGUGAUAGGAAGCAACUUUACAUUGUUUUACUCUUACGCGCAAGCUAGAAUGAAACUUCCCCUUAGAAAGAAUCUUUUAAAUGUAGAUAAAGGCCUUGUCGCAAAUAAUCAAGAUGAUUCUCUUUUUUCUAAAAUGCUUAAUUUGUCGACAUCGAAUCACAGGCGUCGAUUCGCAAUAAAACCACAAUUACAACAUCAUUCUCUACAAGGUAUUUUAUCCGCAAGAUCUUCUUUAAAUUCUGUAUUAGAAGAUUCUUUUCUAGAAGAGUCACAAGUUGACACAAAAGAUGUUUUAAUUUUGGACCAUUCUGAUUAAAAUUAAGAAAAAGUACAUGAAAUAAAUUUUUUAUGUAUUGUGAC
This is a messenger RNA of Hydra vulgaris (swiftwater hydra), 1617 nucleotides long. Its product is annotated as potassium voltage-gated channel subfamily C member 1. The record is from RefSeq and is a predicted model, not a curated record. Gene Ontology annotation, molecular function: delayed rectifier potassium channel activity; protein binding. Gene Ontology annotation, cellular component: membrane; voltage-gated potassium channel complex. Gene Ontology annotation, biological process: potassium ion transmembrane transport; protein homooligomerization. NCBI's taxonomy places the organism in Eukaryota, Metazoa, Cnidaria, Hydrozoa, Anthoathecata, Hydridae.